AUGAGUAGUUCUGGGGAACAGUUAACCCUUGCCAGGGACAUAAAACGGGCUAUCGAAUUGCUCGAGAAACUUCAACAGAGUGGUGAAGUUCCUGCUACGAAGCUUGCAGCAUUACAGAAAGUGCUACAAAGUGAUUUCUUAAAUGCUGUUCGUGAAGUGUAUGAGCACGUCUAUGAGACUGUUGACAUCCAAGGCUCAGCAGACAUCAGGGCUUCCGCGACAGCCAAGGCCACGGUGGCCGCGUUCGCUGCUGCUGAAGGUCAUGCACACCCAAGAGUUGUCGAGCUACCGAAGACGGAAGAAGGUUUAGGUUUCAACGUAAUGGGUGGGAAGGAACAAAAUUCACCUAUUUACAUAUCACGAAUUAUUCCUGGUGGUGUUGCCGACCGUCACGGAGGCCUCAAGAGGGGCGACCAGCUGUUAUCUGUAAAUGGCGUGUCAGUGGAGGGAGAAAACCACGAGAAAGCUGUAGAAUUGUUGAAGCAAGCAGUUGGCUCAGUCAAACUGGUGGUGCGAUACACUCCGAAGGUCUUAGAAGAGAUGGAAAUGAGAUUUGACAAGCAGAGGACGGCUAGACGGCGCACAAAUUACAACUAA
Messenger RNA from Spodoptera littoralis (African cotton leafworm), 597 nucleotides. NCBI's taxonomy places the organism in Eukaryota, Metazoa, Arthropoda, Insecta, Lepidoptera, Noctuidae. The record is from the annotation of a GenBank genome assembly.